AUGACCGCUGAUUCUUCUUUUCCUGAUACCAAGGAUGCAUCAUCAUCGUCACGACAAAGAAGGGUAUCAGAAAGCCCUGUCAUACGCCGUCUUCGUGUCAAGUCAUCUGAAGGUACUCCUCCUCCACCGGCUAUCGACUUUUCGAACCUAAGGUUAGACAAUGGCACCAUUGUCAGUACAAAAGAGCGCGUCAUUACAGAAGUGCCUGCACCUGCUGUAUGUGAACCGACCGACGAGCAAUUCUGGAGUUCAGAGCGUCCAGGCUAUCCCGACCUUGAGUUCUUGAAGAGACAUCUUUAUUGUGAAGGACGACUAUCCGAGGAACAAGCCAUUUACAUUAUCAACAAGGCAACUGACAUUUUCAAACAAGAACCCAAUUUGUUACAUGUGGCGGCACCCAUCACAGUGUGCGGAGAUAUCCAUGGCCAAUAUUAUGAUCUUAUGAAGCUGUUUGAGAUUGGCGGUGAUCCAUCAUGUACAAGGUACCUAUUCUUGGGUGAUUACGUGGAUCGAGGCUACUUUUCUAUCGAGUGCGUGCUUUAUCUUUGGGCAUUGAAAAUGUGGUACCCCACAUCGCUAUUCCUAUUACGUGGUAACCAUGAAUGCAGACAUCUUACGGACUACUUUACGUUCAAAAUUGAAUGCGAGCACAAGUAUAGUGAGAAUGUUUAUGAUGCAUGCAUGGAAUCUUUUUGUGCCCUCCCAUUGGCAGCUGUCAUGAACAAGCAGUUUUUAUGUGUGCAUGGUGGAUUAUCACCUGAACUGGUCACUUUGGAUGAUUUCAGCACCAUCAAUCGAUUCCGUGAACCACCCACGCAAGGAAUGAUGUGUGAUUUGCUUUGGGCCGAUCCUAUUGAUAACUUUGGUUCUGAAACGGGACGCGAUCUUUUUGUGCAUAACCAUGUACGAGGAUGUUCAUACUUUUACACCUAUGCAGCCACCUGUGCAUUCCUGGAACGCAAUGGUCUGUUAUCGGUGAUACGAGCCCAUGAAGCUCAAGAUGCAGGAUACCGAAUGUAUCGAAAAAACAAGACCACAUCCUUUCCUGCCGUCAUCACGAUCUUUUCAGCACCCAACUACUUGGACAUUUAUAAUAACAAGGCGGCUGUUCUCAAGUAUGAAAACGACGUCAUGAAUAUCCGGCAAUUCAAUUGUACACCCCAUCCCUUUUGGCUGCCCAAUUUCAUGGAUGUGUUUAAGUGGAGUCUUCCAUUUGUGGGUGAAAAGAUUACCGAUAUGAUGAUUGCUAUUCUAAACAUUUGCAGCCAUGAAGAGCUCUCCAAUGAAGAACACCGCAAGUCUUUGGAUGGUCCAUCUAUUAUAUCCAACAACGAGGAAAUCGAUCAACGUCGCAUUGUGAUCAAGAACAAGAUCAUAGCUGUGGGCAAAAUGUCACGUGUAUUCUCCAUUUUGCGUGAAAACUCGGAACAAGUCAUGGAGCUUAAAGCUGUUUCGCCCACAGGAAAACUGCCUCUGGGUACAUUAGCACUUGGCAUGGAGGGCAUCAAGUCGGCCAUCACGUCAUUUGAGGAAGCAAAGCAAUCGGAUAGGGAGAAUGAACGCUUCCCACCCUCUCGUGAAAGCAAAGAAGCCAUGUUGAAAGAGGAGACAACCAACAAGAUCAGAGAUGCCGUUGAGGAGGAGGAUACAGAAAUGGUCAAGUUGGCGGAUGCAUUGGCUAGUGAUCCAGACUUGUGCGAUCAUCAAAAUCCUGAACAAUCGAGUACAUAG
Messenger RNA from Lichtheimia ornata, 1731 nucleotides. Its product is annotated as serine/threonine-protein phosphatase 2B catalytic subunit A1. The record is from RefSeq and is a predicted model, not a curated record. Gene Ontology annotation, molecular function: calmodulin-dependent protein phosphatase activity; calmodulin binding. Gene Ontology annotation, cellular component: cytoplasm; calcineurin complex. The transcript is spliced from 10 exons. Gene Ontology annotation, biological process: calcineurin-mediated signaling; fungal-type cell wall organization. Bases 1 to 1731 code for a protein of 576 amino acids. NCBI's taxonomy places the organism in Eukaryota, Fungi, Mucoromycota, Mucoromycetes, Mucorales, Lichtheimiaceae.